AUGAACGAAAAGAACCCAGUCACCCCUCUUGACCCAGAAAAUGGACCAGCCGCGAAGCACCAACACUUUGAGAUCGCGUCUGAAAAGGCCAACAUGACGGCCAACACAGAGCGCGCCCUCGAAGCGCAAGGCCGAGAGCUCCACGAACUCCCCAUCAGCUACUGCCUCGGGGGCUUCGGCCUCAUCUCCCCGCUCAUCACCUACAUCAACAACGACAUCGGACCUAGCGACAACAUUCUAUGGGUGUCCCUCGCCUGGUUGCUGCUUCAAGCCAUCACCUACCUCAUCGUCGGGCGCCUCACCGACAUCUUUGGCCGGCGGUGGUUCUUCAUCAUCGGUUCCUGCAUCGGCUUGAUCGGCAGCAUCUUUGGUGCCGUUGCUCAGACGGUCAAUCAGCUGAUUGGGUCCAUGGUGUUCCUGGGAAUCUCGGCGGGUAUCAUGCUGUGCUUCUUCUGGGCGUCGGCCGAGAUCGUGCCCAUGAAGUAUCGCUAUCUUGCCAACGUGGGGACCUAUAUCUUUUCCAUCCCUACGAACCCCCUCGCGCCCAAGCUCGCCUACUGGUUCCAGGCCGAGACAAAAGUCAGCGCCCCCGUGAUCGGCACCUUGGUCGCGGGAGCGGUCGGCACAGCCUUGUGUAUCCUAUGGGAGCUUAAACUGCCCUUCAAGGACGUGGACCCGUUCUUCCCCCUUCACUUGUUCCGGAAUGGCAGGUACAUGGCGGUGUCUUGGCUGACCGGCUUUGCUUCUUGCAACUACUACGCGUUCGUGCUGCUGUGGCCAGCCGCUGUUACCAACAUUUACACUGUAGAGGGAAACUACCUGAGCACCAUGUUUGCUCUCCCGGCAAUGAGCUUUGUCUUUGGUCAGAUCGCGGGAGGGAUCGUUGCCAACUUCACAGGACCAAAGCUGCCAACGAUUGGGUUCAUGAUUAUCGCCACACCGCUUCUUGGCGCAGCCGCGACAAACCCUCUCAACAUGUCCAUGACCAUGGCAUUCGUCAUUACGGGCUGUUUUACCGUCGGAGCCGCGGACGCCAUCGCCAUCACAACCACCACGUUCCCCAUUCGUUCUCAGGAGGAAAUUGGGACGGCCGGUGGCCUGUCGGGGUUCAUCCGCCUCUUCGUGCCCACCAUCUCGGUAGCCGUGUACAGCACGGUGCUAGCCAAUAAAUUGACCACGACUCUUCCUGCCCGGAUUUCCAAGGCUGUGGCGGAUACAAGCUUCCCAAACUCGUCCAUACCUGCCCUGAUAUCCGCAUUCCAAGGGACUAGUUCCUUUGGGGAAGUGCCGGGCAUCACUGACCAAGUCAUUGAACUCGGCCAGCAGGGCUUCCGUAGUGGAUACAGCGACGCGAUCCGGAUCGUCUUUCUCACAAAUCUCGCCUUUUGCGGCGUUGCGGUCAUUCUCUCCUUCUUUGUUGCAAACAAUGAUGCGUCCAAGGAUAAUUUUGUGGCGGGUCAUAUUCACACAAAGGCCGAUGAGCAGGCACUAGAGCAGCAAGAGAAGUAG
Molecule: messenger RNA, 1509 nt
Organism: Parascedosporium putredinis
Lineage: Eukaryota; Fungi; Ascomycota; Sordariomycetes; Microascales; Microascaceae
Source: the annotation of a GenBank genome assembly